AUGCCAUGUCAUCUACACGAUCAACAACCUGAAUAUUUGAUUUACGGUGGUAUUGUCUUUACUACUCUGUCACUGCCGUACUUGAAUCAAUUCAGUGAAUAUCAACCGUCUGGUGAAAUUCCAAUUAAUUUACAUAAUAUGUAUUCAUUUCAUAAUCGUCUAGAAUUUAUUGGACAACAAAUUGUUAUUAUAAAUCAAAUUCUGGUUGACAAUGUCAAUAUGGGUUUAGAUUCAUCUAAUUAUGCUCAUUCGUUUGUAUUCUCUGUAAAUGAUAUUAAAAUAAAAAAUUUAAAACAUUUAGCAAAUGAAAUUGACAAAGUUAAAGAUGAAAAGAAUCAAUAUAUUAAAUUUGGUUUAAGAUUAAACAGAUUUAUUGUUAUAUCAACUGAUGAAGCACGUAAUGCAGAAGAACGUAUACUUAAACAGAAUUCAAUUGCACUUGGUAGAAGUGAAAACUUAAUUGUUUAA
This is a messenger RNA of Didymodactylos carnosus, 468 nucleotides long. NCBI's taxonomy places the organism in Eukaryota, Metazoa, Rotifera, Eurotatoria, Philodinida, Philodinidae. The record is from the annotation of a GenBank genome assembly.